Molecule: messenger RNA, 2223 nt
Organism: Pristis pectinata (smalltooth sawfish)
Lineage: Eukaryota; Metazoa; Chordata; Chondrichthyes; Rhinopristiformes; Pristidae
Product: antigen peptide transporter 2-like
Exons: 11
Coding region: 70-2208 (712 amino acids)
Biological process (GO): transmembrane transport; antigen processing and presentation of endogenous peptide antigen via MHC class I
Cellular component (GO): endoplasmic reticulum membrane; TAP complex
Molecular function (GO): MHC protein binding; ATP binding; ABC-type oligopeptide transporter activity
Source: RefSeq, a predicted model, not a curated record
UCCCUCACCCCCUCCCCGCCGCCGCUGUGAAAGUGAAACCGAUCGGCCGCCCCAGCCGCAGCCGCAGCCAUGGCUCCCCGCCGCCGCUCGGCCGUCGCCCUCGGCCUGGCCCCCGCCGCCGCCCACCUGGUGCUCGGGCCGCUACUGCCCGCCGCCUGGGUGCCGGCCGGCCUGGCCGCCGUGCUGCUGGCCGCCCUGGGGCUGGGCCUCGGCCUGGGGCCGGCGCUCGGCCGCCGCCGGGGCCCCGCGCUCCGCUACACGGCCUGCGCCUGCCUGCUGCCGCCGCUGCACUCGGCCGCCCGCCGGGCGCUGGCGCUGGGCCCCGGCCCGGGCCCCGGCCUCUCCUGGCCGCUCCUCCUGCUCGCUCACGCCGCCUCGGCGCUGGCCCUGGCGGCCGUGGAGUCGCUGUCCCGGACCCGGACCCGGACCGCCGGCUCCCCGCCCCCGGCCUCGCAGCACUGGGCCAUCGCCCGCCGGCUCCUCGCCCUCUCCCGGCCCGACCUGCUCCCGCUCGCCGGCGCCUUCACCUUCCUCACACUGGCGGUGAUCGGGGGGAUGUUUGUCCCCUAUUACACGGGCAAAGUGAUUGACCUGCUGGGCUCCCAGUAUGAUCAGAGAGUCUUCCUCAUCACCAUCUUCUUCAUGUUUGUGACGUCAAUGGGGAGCUCCAUUUCAGCCGGUGUGCGAGGAGGGCUCUUCAUGUUCACCAUGUCCAGACUUAACAAACGCAUUCGAAAUCAGCUCUUCUCUUCCCUGGUGCGGCAGGAGAUCGCCUUCUUUGAUGCAACCAAGACUGGCGACAUCACAUCCCGCCUCUCCACCGACACGGCCCUUAUGAGUCGCUCCAUUGCAGCCAAUGUAAACAUCUUCCUGCGCAGUUUGGUGCAUACCAUUGGAAUCCUUGUCUUCAUGCUCACCCUCUCCUGGAAGCUCACCCUCCUGAUGUUUAUCGAAUCUCCCCUCACAAUAGUGAUUCAGAAGUUGUACAAUCAGCAUCACAUGAAACUGGUGCUGGAGGUUCAGGAUUCUAUCGCCAGGUCGAACCAACUGGCUGGGGAGAUCGUCUCCUCCAUCAGAACAGUCAGGAGCUUCGGGACCGAGGACCUGGAGUCAGAACUGUUCGAGAAGAAGCUGCAGGAAACAUACCAACUGAAAAACAAACGCGACCGUGUCAGAGCUGUGUAUCUGCUGUGUCACAGGCACCUACAACUUGCAAUGCUGGUGGUCAUGCUGUACUGUGGACGGUACCUGGUACGGACCGGUCAGAUGACCAGCGGAAACCUCAUCGCGUUCAUCCUCUACCAGAUGGAUUUUGGACGUUAUGUACAGACGCUGGUUCACAUGUACUCGGACAUGAUCCACUCAGUGGGUGCAGCGAAGAAAGUCUUCGACUACCUCGACCGGAAGCCCAGUGUUCACACUGAUGGGAAGCUGGUGACAGAAACUCUGAAGGGUCACCUGGAAUUCAGAGAUGUCUCUUUCUCCUAUCCAACGAGGCCCAACAUCCAGGUCUUAAAGAAUGUGUCCUUUGAGGUGCGGAGUGGGGAGGUGACGGCCCUGGUGGGACCCUCGGGUGGGGGGAAGACCACCUGUGUGUCCCUCCUGCAGCGGUUCUAUCAGCCUCAGUCGGGACAGAUCCUGCUGGACGGGAAGCCCAUCGAGGAGUACGAGCACAAGUACUACCACAGCAAGGUGGCCCUGGUGGGACAGGAGCCAGUGCUGUUUGCACUCUCGGUCGGGGACAACAUCCGCUACGGCCUGGAGAGCUGCCCAGACACAGCCGUCGCAGCGGCUGCUGAGAGAGCGAAUGCACGGGCAUUCAUCGAGAGAAUGGAUCACGGAUACGACACAGAUGUGGGAGAGGCGGGUUCCCUGAUCUCCGCGGGACAGAAGCAGAGGAUCGCCAUCGCCCGCGCUCUGGUCCGACAGCCCAGUCUCCUGGUCCUGGACGAGGCCACCAGUUCCCUGGACAUCCAGACCGAGCGCAUGAUCCAGCAGGCUCUGUCGAGAGGGGCAGCUCAGACGACGCUGGUGAUCGCCCAUCGCCUGAAGACCGUGGAACAGGCCGACAGGAUCGUUGUGAUGGAGGGUGGGAGGGUGGUGGAGGAGGGCACCCACCAGCAGCUGAUGGAGAAGGGAGGAUGUUACUCCCGCAUGGUGCAGCGGAACUUCAGUAACGGGGAGCAGGGAGGGGAGGGUGGGGAGUGAGGGACGGGAGCUGAG